UGCUCCACCCCAAUGAGCACAGGGCUGAGCGCGAGGAGCGGAAGUGGCGGUGGUGGGGCGGGACCGUGCCCAGGAAGGGAAGUAGCAUCUCCCGGGACGGCGGCGCGUGCGGAUGGCGCGAGCGGGACGCCGAGCGGCGGUCCCCGCGGGGACAGCGGGGCCUGGGGGCCCGGGGCGGCCGCAAGGGCGGCGGCAGCAGCAGCCGCCGCAGGGGAAGCAGCGCUCGGCGCCGUGGCCCAGGCCGCGCAGCCAAGAGAAGAAGAAAGUGAACUGCAAGCCCAAGAACCAGGAUGAACAGGAAAUCCCCUUCCGACUCCGGGAGAUUAUGAAGAGCCGCCAGGAAAUGAAAAACCCCGUCAGUAACAAGAAGAGAAAGAAAGAGGGCAGCCUUCAGAAGGACGCUGGAGAAGGAGGCGCAGGGCGUGGACCCGGAGAUCGCGGUCCCCAAGUUCCAGCAGAGGAAGGGCGAGUCCGACGGGGCCUACGUCCAGCGCAUGGAGCAGGAGGCCCAGCACGUGCUCUUCCUCAGCAGGAACCGGGCGGCCCCACGGCCCGAGGCGCAGGCGGCUCCCAAGGAGAAGUCGGAGCGGAAGAAAGCGUUCCGGCGGCGGCGGCUGGACAAAGUCCGGCAGAGAAGAGAGGAAAAGGCCGUGGAGAAGCUGGAGCAGGAGCUGCUCCAAGACACGGUGAAGUUCGGCGAGGUCGCCCUGCAGCCCCCCGAGCUGACCGCCAAGCCCAGGACGAGGGUGAGCAUGGGCCAGGUGAGCAGGGGCCAGCCCGGCAGGAAGUCACUGAUCCUGGGGGCGCUCCUGAGCCCCGGCGGUGCGCCCCAGCCCCCGGCCUCCUCCAUGGCCCGGCAGCGGAUCGUGGCGGAGGAGAGAGCGCGGGCCGUGCAGGCCUACAGGGCGAUGAAGACGCUGCGGCGGGAGUGGCGGGAGGCCCGGUCAGCCCGCUGCCCGCCCGAGAAGCAGCCAGGGACCAGCCUGUGACCACAGGAGACCUGGGCUGCCACGCUGGGUCGGGGGCCCAGAGAUCAGAGCCCUUUCCCUGGACACAGCCCAGGACCCGGAGCCCGGUACACCAGCUCCCACGUUCCGAAAGGGGCUCCAGUGUCUGCUGUCCUUUCUUCCUCUCUGGACAGUACUUUCCUGAGUGACCAUCGCCAGGCCCGCAUCUCCCACUGGACACCAUCUGUCCUGAGCCCAUGUCAGUGGGGCCAGCACCUGGAGGAGAUGGCCAGUCUCACCCAGUGUCACUCCCACGAGCCUGGCAUCGCUCCCACUUCUGUCCUGAACACAGGGGGCCAGGCUGAGACGGACACGGGCCCACCCCAUCAUCUUGCCCCUGACUGCCGAUUAACUGUAGACACCGUGGACUUGGGCAGUGCCAGUCCGUCACGGGCUCCCCUGGAUUCCACAGAGUGGCACCGCUGGGGGCACGAGGCAGGGCGCAGACCGCAGUGGGGCAGCAGAGUGCCCCGGGCGAGGGCUGGUCAGCACCUGGGAUGUGCCACUGCCGAGUCCCCAGGCUCGUUUCCUUGGGGAGCUGUCUGGAGGGGGGCUGCCCUAGCUGAGUGGAGGUCGCCUGUGGUGGCCACUAAGACUGGUGUGUGAACUUGGGGGAUUUUACCAUAAAUCCCAACAAACCCCAGGGGGCUGAUUGUUUGUUUUUGUUGGCUCAUGGUUAGCGAGAGUGGCCCGAUAUCUGGCCAGUGAAGAUACUGAUCUUCUGACACGGGUCUGAGCCUCAGACCGACAGUGUUCCCACACGAGGUGCACCCUCCGAUUCUGUGAGGGGCCCCUGUCCCUCCCAGUGGGGGUGCGGCGCUGAGCUGGGACCACGAGCUGGGUUCCAGAGGCGCUCGCUGACGCGGGGGCGUCGUUGCUUCCAGACCCCCCUUCUGCAGAAGGGCCUUGGAAACACAGAAAACAAAACAAGUGUGCCUUCAGGUAUCUGACUUUGUAUUGUUGUGGUUUUCGCUAUUAAAGUUUAAUUGGUUUUCUUCUGUU
Phyllostomus discolor (pale spear-nosed bat) is the source of this 2009-nucleotide messenger RNA. It is a transcript of the gene CCDC137, whose product is annotated as coiled-coil domain containing 137. NCBI's taxonomy places the organism in Eukaryota, Metazoa, Chordata, Mammalia, Chiroptera, Phyllostomidae. The transcript has 6 exons. Bases 113 to 1156 code for a protein of 347 amino acids. The record is from RefSeq and is a predicted model, not a curated record.